AUGCUUACAAGUCCCAAGCCACGUGAUCAGCAUACUUACAAGCCCAAGCCACGUGAUGCAUACCUUACAGAGUCCAAGCCCCGUGAAUCGCAUACUUACAAGUCAAGCCACGUGAUCGCGAUACUUACAAGUCGCACAGCCACGUUGAUCGCAUACUUUACAAGUCGCAAGCCACUGAUUCGCAUACUACAAGAGUCCAAGCCACGUGAUCGCAUACUUACAAGGCCAAGCCACGUGAUCGCAUACUUACAAGUCCAAGCCACGUGGAUCGCAUAUCUUACAAGCCCAAGCCACCAUCAGCAACAACUUCAGCAUCACCAACAUCUUCAGCAUCAGCAAGAAAUUCAGCAUCAACAACGUCAGCACCAGCAACUUCAGCAUCAGCAACAAAUCCAGCAUCAAGUCAGCUUCAUCAACUUCAGCAGCAACGUCAGCACCAGCAGCAACUUCACAUCACCAACAUCAUCAGCAUCAGCAAAGUCAGCAGCAGCAACGUCAGCAUCAACAACUUCAGCAUCAACACCAUCAGCAUCAUCAACAACGUCAGCACCAGCAGCAACUUCAGGAUCAUCAAGUCAGCUUUCAUCAAACUCAGCAUCACCAACGUCAGCAUCAGCAGGCAACGUCAGCAUCAACAACUUCAGCAUCACCAACUUCAGCAUCACAACAACUUCAGCAUCACCAACAACCUCAGCAUCAACCAACAACUUAGCAUCAACAACGUUAGCACCAGCACUUCAGCAUCAGCAACAGCUCAGCAUCAAGUCAGCUUCAUCAACUUCAGCAUCAACGUCAGCACCAGCAGCAACGUCAGCAUCAACAACUUCAGCAUCACCAACAUCAUCACAUCAACGUCAGCCAUCACCCAACAUCAUCAGCAUCACCAACAUCAUCAGCAUCACCAACAACGUCAGCAUCACCAAAUCAUCAGCAUCACACAACAACGUCAGCAUCACCAGCAGACGCCAGCAGCAGCAACGUCAGCAUCAACAACUUCAGCAUCAGCAAAACUUCACAUCACCAACAUUCAUCAGCACCACCAACACGUCAAGCAUCAGCAGCAACGUAGCACCAACCAUCACGCAUCAGCAGCAACGUCAGCACCAGCAAGGAGGCGCGGUGAGCAAACAAGCCUUAAUUCGAUUUGGAUGUUUAGAGAACGUAGAAAUGCUGCUACGGAAAAACGACAGCCCUGUGCCAAGCCUACAUGCUCUGGCUUGA
Penaeus vannamei (Pacific white shrimp) is the source of this 1221-nucleotide messenger RNA. The record is from RefSeq and is a predicted model, not a curated record. NCBI's taxonomy places the organism in Eukaryota, Metazoa, Arthropoda, Malacostraca, Decapoda, Penaeidae.